UUGCAUUGCAUGGCGAUACAAUAAAAUAAUUUUUCAAAGUAUCCUGCAAGAUAAUGUAAUGAAAUUUUACUAACAUGCAAUGUAAUUUUUAUUUAAUUGAUGAUAAAAAAAAUCAGGGUCACAGGAAACUCCAGUUCAGGCAAGGCAUGAGUCACAGUUGUUGAAGAAUUUAAUGGAGGAAAAGAAUAAGAAAAAGAUGAAGAAGAAGAAGGAGGUGUUUGUUGAAGAAGGGCAUGUGAAGGGAGCAGAAGAAAGAGGUGAAGAAGAUGAGAUUGGGAGGACAAAGAGCUUGACAGAUGAUGAUCUGGAGGAGCUAAAGGGGUGUUUGGAUCUGGGGUUUGGGUUCAAUUAUGAAGAAAUCCCAGAGCUGUGCAACACCUUGCCUGCCCUUGAGCUUUGCUACUCCAUGAGCCAAAAGUACCAACACAACCCCCUCACUACUCCACACUCUCUUCCCAAUUGGAAGAUCUCUAGCCCUGGGGAUGAUCCAGAAGAGGUGAAAGCAAGGCUUAAAUACUGGGCACAGGCAACUGUGUGCACUGUCAGAUUAUGCAGCAGCAGCAGCAGCCAGAAGAGAGAACAUCACAAGUGUUGAGUGAUUAUACAAUACAUAUUCUACAUGUAU
This is a messenger RNA of Cuscuta campestris, 625 nucleotides long. Lineage: Eukaryota; Viridiplantae; Streptophyta; Magnoliopsida; Solanales; Convolvulaceae. The record is from the annotation of a GenBank genome assembly.